Penicillium diatomitis is the source of this 1707-nucleotide messenger RNA. RefSeq names its product isochorismatase family hydrolase. Bases 1 to 1707 code for a protein of 568 amino acids. The record is from RefSeq and is a predicted model, not a curated record. The transcript has a single exon. NCBI's taxonomy places the organism in Eukaryota, Fungi, Ascomycota, Eurotiomycetes, Eurotiales, Aspergillaceae.
AUGCGUUCUAUUCUGGUUGCAUUGGCUGUAGGCCACGGCACGGGUCCUGAAUUGUUGGCCGUCUUUCAACAGGUCAUUGUGGCACUGGCAGCGCCAUACCAACUACAAAUUCAAUUCGUCACAUCUCCACGAACUUACCAUUCAUACUCGUCCCUGUUGGCCAUCAACGACACCGAUGUCGUGAGCUCAGAGACGCUUCUAGAUGCCGAUCAUUAUGAAGAAUAUUGCCGCCAGGUCGUUGCCCGUGGAGCAUGCGCCAUCUUUCGCACAUCUAUCAGCGCGCAGGCGCUGUACAUGGUGCGAGACCGGCUGUUUGCCGUCAAAGUCGAACACUUCGAGCUGAAUCCGUCUACAUCGAUCUUGAUGAUACGAGACCAAGCACAAGGGUUUUACUCUGGAUUGAACACGAUUGAUGCUGCUCAAGAGACGGUCUCACGGUCCACUUACUUCAACAAGAAAGUCUUCGAGCGAGUUCUUCAAUUCGCUCUUGCGCGUGCUCGUGAGACUUGGGGCAAUGAAACCGAGAUCAGAACAGUCACGUUGGUAUACAAGUUCCACCUCUUCGACGGGCUGUUCUACACCUGGGCCAAGGAAUGGCAAAACUCCCUUGGCGUGGAGGUGAAGUUUGUGCAGGGUGAUACCAUGAACCGAAACCUGCUAGCCUUUGGAGUCAAAGGUCGACAGCUCUGGAUCUGUGCCAAUGAGUAUGCCGACAUCAUGCAAACAAUGCUUCUGGAUCGCUUUGGCUUCGGCGCGCAAGAGAUGGCGUGCGCCGAGAAUGUCUAUCUCUCAUCCGCCGUUGGUGGGGCCCUCAGUGAGUAUCAGACAGCGCAUGGCUCCGCAGACGACAUCACCAACAAAGGUGUGGUGAAUCCCUCCGCGACCAUUCGCGCGGCGGCCGCGCUACUGGAGCGCCAUGGGGGCUGCCCGGGGGUCCACCACCAAAUGGACGUGAGUCUGGACGAGCUGCAUGCCAAAAACAUACGAACGCCAGAUCAAGGUGGCACCACCAGGACGAAGGAGUUUGUGGAUGCAGUGCUGCAGACUAUCGGCCCGAAUCUCCCUGUUAAACCCGGGGAUCCGCAGGGGUCCGCCAUGGCUAGGGAUCUGUUCAGCCCGUCGUGGGUCCCUCGCGGGAACAAGACGUGUCUGCUUGUGGUGGAUUUCCAAAACGACUUCAUGACUCAAUAUAAGAACCCACGAGUCAUGAAUCGUGUCAAGGAAAACGUCCCGCGAGCGGUGGAGUGGGCGCGACGGGAAGGGAUCGAAGUCGCUUGGGUGCGAUUCCUCGGGGACGAGAAAUACCAAUCGGCGACAUGGCGACAGCGUAAUCAAGUGCAACGUCGGCGGGCGUGGUGUCAAGAAGGGAGCUGGGGCGCCGAGAUCGCCGACUGCGUGCAAUCGCAAGCACAUGAGCGGGUCUUUGACAAAAAGGCCUACUUCGAUCCCUUCCUGGGGCCGGACUUUGCCAGCUACACGGCUGACUUCCAACAAUUUGUGGUGGUGGGCCUGUUUGCCGACAUUUGCGUGGACGCGGUGACUCGUGGCGCCUUCCAGCGAGGCUUAUGGACGACGGUGAUCCGCGAAUGUACCGCUGGCUUACAUCUUCCGGAGGAGCAGAGCUUUGCGUACAUGCAGCUUGUGUAUGGAAGCGAGGUGGUCGGGAUCAACCAGCUGCUAUCGACAGGGCCUAUGGCGAGCCUGUAG